UCUAUUCGAAGAACUUUGCGAAAAAAAGGAGAAAAACGAGGAAGCGGUGAACAGAAAUCAGACGGCACCGGCAACGAUAGAAAUUGCAUCAAGUUUCUGCUGAGCUUUUUAACAUUGGAAGAUUGAAAAAAUGUCUGGUGAGCAGGUCAGGAAAAUCACGCGUGAAGAUAUACAACUGGUGCAAAAUCUCAUCGAAAGAUGUUUACAGCUUUACAUGAACCAGAAGGAAACUGUUGAUACCCUCUUACAUCAGGCAAAGAUUCAGCCUAGUUUCACUGAAUUUGUGUGGCAAAGGCUUGAAGAAGAAAACCAUGAGUUUUUCAGGGCUUAUUAUACGAGGUUGAUAGUAAAAGAUCAAAUUACGAGAUUCAAUGAGUUGCUUGAGAGACAGGCUGAGUCAAUGCGUAUGUAUGCAACUGAAUCCGUUCCUGUGUCUAAUGGAUCUCAGAUUCAACCAGUAGCACAGAACUCAACCUUUCAAGCAACAGAGCAUGCUGAGCCUAAUGUGAAGCUUGCCAACAUGCACCCGACUGUUAAUGGCAAUUUACCUCAUGUUUACACAAAUGGUGCUUCGUCAGUCCAAUCAUAUGCGCAAGCUGCUAUGGAUGUUUCUGCUCAUGCAAGAAGCAUUGAUUUAUCACCAAACAUGCUAUUGCCUCAGCAUGCAAACCUGGGACUGAUGCAAGGACCAAAUGGGGGGAUGAUCAACUCAGCUGGUUAUUCAGGCAACAAUGGUGGUGAGGGCAUUCUCCAGCAGGCUCGUCCUGGAGUUGGAAAUUCAUAUGUUGAGCCAAGUGUACAACCAGUGAUUGAGGAUCCCUGGGGUGUUGAUACUUCUUCCUUUGGUUUCUUGGGAAAGAUUCCUCGAAACUUCAGUUUCUCAGACUUAACAGCUGAUUUUCCCAACACUUCUGAGAUUCUAGAGGGCUACUCUGGAUCAGCCUUUCUUGCAACAGAUACCAACGACUUUUUGGAUCCUCAGGAUAGGGGAGAACAAGAAAAUCAAGCCAUUGACGAAUUGGAUACUAUAUCAGAAGACGUGAGUUUUGACGAUCUUUGCAGUGAUUGAAUGACACUAUUCAGAUUACCAUCUUGCAGAGUUAACCCGUCUAUGUAAUCUUAUCUGGUUUAGGGGUAUAGUUUAUUUCAAGUAUUCUAACUUAAUGUCCAUAGCGAAGCAAGUUGU
Messenger RNA from Solanum tuberosum (potato), 1186 nucleotides. RefSeq lists its product as uncharacterized. Bases 131 to 1069 code for a protein of 312 amino acids. The record is from RefSeq and is a predicted model, not a curated record. Lineage: Eukaryota; Viridiplantae; Streptophyta; Magnoliopsida; Solanales; Solanaceae. The transcript is spliced from 7 exons.